Molecule: messenger RNA, 2172 nt
Organism: Lobosporangium transversale
Lineage: Eukaryota; Fungi; Mortierellomycota; Mortierellomycetes; Mortierellales; Mortierellaceae
Exons: 1
Coding region: 37-2082 (681 amino acids)
Source: RefSeq, a predicted model, not a curated record
AUUUGCUAUUCACUUUUUACAUUUAGUACAUUCCACAUGCAAUUCCUAGAAGAACAAUGUACUUUACGCAAGGCAGACAUGCCGGCUUCAACACGCAUUGUCAAAAUACCAGAGCUUAUGUUUCUGAUAGCGUCGUUUCUGGAAGAAGACAGUGCAUAUCAAAGCAUUGCCUCGUGUCUUUUAGUUUCAAAGCAGUUCCAUGUUAUUUUUGAACCUUUCCUUUAUAAAACCAUCGAUCUACGACGUAUCCGUCCACCUCAACCUAUCGAUUGUGUUGUUCUUCCUGGGGAAAGUCAGCCGCGAUUGCCAUUCCAAGAGACCCUUUAUCACAAAGGUCAUCUUGUCCGCUCUGUUCAUGCAGAGUUCCUUCAAACCGUGGUCGAUUCCCCAUCUUCCACGCCUUACUAUACCGGCCUUCAACUUCAUUUUUCCCACCUCUCUACUUACCUUCUUCCUUAUUGCUAUGAGCUCGAGUCUCUUCAUAUCUAUCAACAUGGCAGUUCGGUCCCAUAUUUUCAACAGGAAUAUUGGGAUCAUCUCAUCACUUUAAUCCAGCAAAAUCGUCGAACCUUGAAAAGCCUGACGAUUGAAAUGAACAUUCGCAUGAUCUUUCCGACAGCAGUAUGGGAAGCCAUCAGCGAUUUACAAGACCUCGUACACUUGUCAGUCUCUGGUGUUACCAUUAAUGGCUUUCUCGAGCAAUGCGACAAAAACCAUGGCGGCAGUAACACCAGCAACAGCCCGUUAUCGGUUCCACCUAACUUGGAGGCAUUUCUGGAUGCUUGUGAAAGAGCUGAAUCCUUGUUGCUCGAAAAUUUCUCAAUCACUACCCUCCCAGUUACGCAAGCUUACCUUCAAGAUCCUAAUUCGCGUUGGCAAGCUUUUGGAAAAAGGAGGAGGAAGAGCAAACCGUUCAAGAACUUGAUAACGCUAGACGAUUUUCCAUCUACAGUUCCAUUGUCAGAUCGAACAAAUCUUUUAAGCAAAUUAAAUUCCUCUUGCUCCUCUUCUUCUUCACUCUCUACUUCACCUUCUUCUUGUCAUAUCGACUCUGAAUGGGAGCCAGAAAUUGCUUUGGCCCGUGCUAACGCAAAAUGUCGUCUUGAUCAGGAACACCAAAUCCAGCGUCGUUAUCGUGAUCUGAAAUCUUUAAGAUAUUUCGGUCGUUCUGCUGUCGAAUUGACACUCUUUCGAUAUCUUCUAAUCCAAGGCUCGAAAUCUCUGACACACAUUAGCUGGAACACCCGCUUCGCCGAUUUUUAUCUUCCAGCCCGUAUCACUCUCUUUGUUGCUCGAUGCCUCGUGGAUGUAGCCACAGGCUGUAUUGGUGAGAAUAAUAACAAGGACUGGGACUUGCCUGCAAGAGGUCCUAAUGGCGAGGUAAUCGACUUUGGAUCCAUUGCCAUCACGGACCAACUCAUGCCAGGCAACCUUAUUAAUAACAAUACCGGCGCUAUCAAUGACAGUAAUAACAGCAAUAACAAUAACAACUAUGGCUUUACACCUCAUCAUGCCUACCAUAAACGAGGUUUGACAUCCUUGAGGAGUUUGGAGCUUUGGGAUGGCUUUCCUUUCACAGAUGACCAAAUUGCUCACAUCCUUGACUCACUAACCUGUCCUUUGAAAGAGCUGAAAGUUUCUGAAUCUGGAUUUGGAACAUUGUCUCUGGAUGCAUUAUUUCGACAGAAAGGAGCAGUAGAGAAGACCAUAAGUGAAUUAGGGAGCAAAAAUAGAGACAAAGAUCAUAAUAAUACAGCAGACGGUAAUGGCAAUGACAACACCUGCGGAUUAGAUAAUCGCUCCUCCAUCACAGAAGCUACUUUUCCUGGAAAUAUUGGGGGUAGUAGCGAUAGUACUGGAGAUGGAGGUCCAGAGACAAUUGGGCUGUCGUCUCAGUCGUUGCCAGCAACAGUAGCAGCAGCCGCAACUUGGAAACAACCAGGGUAUUUCAGAUUACCACAUUCUUCAGCGUUGGAGAAACUAGAUCUAACGAGCUGCCCAGAUGUUACUGAAGAGAUGGUUCAAGAGAUCCGGAUGCAUUGCCCCAACUUGAAGGAGUUGAUCCUCACAAGUCAAGACUAGAAAAAAGAAUAAUGUAUAAAUAGACAUUAAUUGGAACAUCUUGUAAGCUGAAGAGGCUACUGAAACAUUGUGCUUCGCUCCAAACCUGUG